Molecule: messenger RNA, 936 nt
Organism: Striga hermonthica
Lineage: Eukaryota; Viridiplantae; Streptophyta; Magnoliopsida; Lamiales; Orobanchaceae
Source: the annotation of a GenBank genome assembly
AUGGCGGAUGCCGAGUCCCAAACGAACCCAAGAGUCGUGUGCUGCGUGGGCGACAUCCAUGGCUACCUCACCAAACUGCAACACCUGUGGUGCAACCUAGAGAAAGCCGUCGGCCCGUCCGAUUUCCAAACGGCCCUCAUAAUCUUCCUGGGCGAUUACUGCGAUCGGGGGCCCGACACCAGGAAAGUGAUCGAUUUCCUCAUCUCCCUGCCCACGCGAUACCCUAAUCAGUCCCACGUGUUCCUCUGCGGCAACCACGACCUCGCUUUUGCGGCGUUCUUGGGGCUUCUGCCGGACCCGCCAGGCGGGUCGGGUUUUCCGGCGACUUGGAAGGAGUACGAGAUGAAUGAGGGGAGAGAAGGAUGGUAUAGGGGCGCAGGGUACGAGAAUAUGCACCUGCAGGGGAGGAGAUGGGCCGGGAGGAUGACCGGAUUCAAUCACGCCAAGAAUACAGAGUAUAAGGGCUCGAUUUACGAUGCCGGCCCGACCUUCGAGUCGUAUGGGGUCCCACAUGGCUCUUCUGAUUUAAUGAAGGCUGUCCCUGAUGAGCACAAGAAGUUUCUUGCUGAUUUGGUUUGGGUACAUGUAGAGGAUGGUGUACCUAUAGAAACCAAAGACGGGUUGCAAAACUGUAGACUGAUUGCCGUGCAUGCCGGUUUGGAGAAAGGUAAAGGGGUUGACGAGCAGCUAAAUUAUCUGAAAGCCAAAGACACGAGCAUCCCAAAGGUAGAACCUCUUAGUGGCAGAAAAAACGUCUGGAAUAUACCACAGGAAUUGGUGAAUACUCCAACUAUCGUGAUAAGUGGUCAUCAUGGGAAGUUGCACAUUGAAGAAUACAGAUUGAUAAUAGAUCUUGGUGGCGGCUUACCGAGUAAUCCGGUGGCUGCAGUUGUGCUCCCGUCAAAGAAAAUGGUGCUAGACACUGAUCGAUUGUGA